AUGGGUAACUUUACAUUAUCCAGCUACGCAGGCGUGGGACAAGCGAACCUGAAGAAUUUAUCCGUCAGCCAGACUGCCCGCGUCGGCAACCGGCUCGAAAUCUCUGGACAAGGAGGCUGGGAUCCAAGAACGGGCGUUGUCAUUGAAGAACUGGGAGCUCAAAUCGACAAGGCUUUCGAAAACGUCGAUCUGGCUCUGAGGGAUGCGGGAGGUGCUGGAUGGAGUCAGGUUUAUCGAGUGAGGUCUUACCACCUUCCACUGGGUAAAGAUGCCAUGGAUCAUAUGGUCCGGAAUUUCCGACAUUGGAUGCCAAAUCAUCAACCUCUUUGGACUUGUGUUGGUAUCUCCCAACUAGGUGAGGAGGGUAUGCAGGUUGAGAUUGAGGUGGCUGCGCUCGAUGAGCCAAAGGCAUGA
This is a messenger RNA of Fonsecaea nubica, 414 nucleotides long. RefSeq lists its product as hypothetical. The transcript is spliced from 2 exons. The record is from RefSeq and is a predicted model, not a curated record. Bases 1 to 414 code for a protein of 137 amino acids. Lineage: Eukaryota; Fungi; Ascomycota; Eurotiomycetes; Chaetothyriales; Herpotrichiellaceae.